GAAAGGAGGUUGGCCGCGGCAGCUCCCUAGUUCGUCCUCACUGCCGGCCGACCCAGCUCCAGGCACCAUGUUCCCCGCGGGCCCCCCCAGGCACACCCUCCGCCGGCUCCCCCUGCUGCAGUUGCUGCUGCUUCUCGUGCAGGCCGUGGGGAGGGGGCAGGGCCGUGCCAGCCCGGCCGGGGGCCCUCUGGAAGAUGUGGUCAUCGAGAGGUACCACAUCCCCAGGGCCUGUCCCCGGGAGGUGCAGAUGGGGGAUUUUGUGCGGUACCACUACAACGGCACUUUCGAGGACGGCAAGAAGUUUGACUCGAGCUAUGACCGAAGUACCUUGGUGGCCAUUGUGGUGGGCGUGGGGCGCCUCAUCACCGGCAUGGACCGGGGCCUCAUGGGCAUGUGUGUCAACGAAAGGCGACGUCUCAUCGUGCCUCCCCAUCUGGGCUAUGGCAGCAUUGGUUUGGCGGGGCUCAUUCCCCCGGAUGCCACCCUCUACUUUGAUGUGGUGCUCCUGGAUGUGUGGAACAAGGCAGACACUGUACAAGUGAGCACCUUGCUGCGCCCGCACCACUGCCCCCGUAUGGUCCAGGACGGCGACUUUGUCCGCUACCACUACAAUGGCACACUGCUGGAUGGCACCGCCUUCGACUCCAGCUACAGUAGGGGCGGCACUUAUGACACCUACGUUGGCUCUGGCUGGCUGAUCAAGGGCAUGGACCAGGGGCUGCUGGGCAUGUGUCCUGGAGAGAGAAGGAAGAUCGUCAUCCCUCCAUUCCUGGCCUAUGGCGAGAAAGGCUAUGGGACUGUGAUCCCUCCACAGGCCUCCCUGGUCUUCCACGUCCUGCUGAUCGACGUCCACAACCCAAAGGACACUGUCCAGCUGGAGACGCUGGAGCUGCCCCCUGGCUGUGUUCGGAGAGCCGUGGCUGGGGACUUCAUGCGUUAUCAUUACAACGGCUCACUGAUGGAUGGCACCCUCUUUGAUUCCAGCUACUCCCGCAACCACACCUACAAUACCUAUAUCGGGCAGGGUUACAUCAUCCCCGGGAUGGACCAGGGGCUGCAGGGCGCCUGCAUGGGGGAGCGCCGGAGGAUCACCAUCCCCCCCCACCUUGCCUAUGGGGAGAAUGGAACCGGAGACAAGAUCCCUGGCUCCGCUGUGCUGAUCUUCGAUGUCCACGUCAUCGACUUCCACAACCCUACAGAUCCAGUGGAAAUCCAGACAAUCUUCCGGCCCCCGGAGGCCUGCAACGAGACCUCCAAACUUGGAGACUUUGUUCGAUACCACUACAACUGCUCUCUGCUGGAUGGCACCAAGCUCUUCUCGUCCCAUGACUACGGGGCCCCCCAGGAGGCAACACUGGGGGCCAACAAGGUGAUCACAGGCCUGGAUACAGGCCUGCAGGGCAUGUGUGUGGGAGAGAGGCGGCAGCUCGUGGUGCCCCCGCACCUGGCACAUGGGGAGAGCGGAGCCCGGGGGGUUCCUGGCAGCGCUGUGCUGCUGUUUGAGGUAGAGCUGGUGUCCCGGGAGGAGGGGCUGCCCACAGGCUACCUGUUUGUGUGGCACGAGGACCCUCCAGCCAACCUGUUUGAAGACAUGGACCUCAACAAAGAUGGAGAGGUCCCUCCGGAGGAGUUUUCCGCCUUCAUCAAGGCUCAAGUGAAUGAAGGCAAAGGACGCCUCAUGCCUGGGCAGGACCCUGAGAAAACCAUAGGGGACAUGUUCCAGAACCAGGACCGCAACCAUGACGGCAAGGUCACCGCUGAGGAACUCAAGCUGAAGUCAGACGAAGACCAGGAGCUGGUCCAUGAGGAGCUCUGAAAGGCAGGAAGCCCAGGCCUGGUCUCGAACGCAGAGGCCCACGUUUUAGGGGACAGUGGGCAGUGGGACUGACCUUUGAACAGUCACUCCCCUCUGCCGAGAUAAAGUCUGGGAGCCAUGAAAAAAGUUGCCAGAGGAGCCAAUGCUGGUCUUCCCAGUAGCCAUAGGUUAAAUUCCACAGUGCAGACCUCUAUUCCAUUUUUAUCCUCCAACCCCAAACUCCUUAAAGAUUUUUGGAGUUAGAAAGCCAGUCUGACAAUUAGUGGAGCCUAGGGAUUAAAAAAAAAAAAAAAUUUUUUUUUUUUUUAGGGGUUGAACAGUGCCUAGCCCCUCACCCACACCCCCACCACAUUGCCAGACACUGAGGAGACUGAGUUGAUUUAUUCCCCCAGACUCGCCCGUUAUUUACACCUCCCCUCGCUCUCCCCAACUCUCUGCCUCCAUCCCCCGUUCCUCUGUUGUGGCAGCUCCCCCAGAGUGUGGAUGAGGGCUGGGAAGACCCCUCAUCACCCUCCCUCAGCUCUGGCUGGUUCCUAGGGAAGGGGGUGGCUCCCGGAGGGCAACCCUACCUCACCCUGUCCACUCCCCCACCUCACUGCAUCCAAUAGAGGUGAGAUGACCCCAGGGUGCUGGAGGUGAGGGCUGGACUUUGUGUGGCCUUUCAUCCCUAAAGAAGUCUCCUUUCUCGAAGGGUCCAUGGAAGAGGCAGAAAAUGAAGGAGAGGUGUGAGGAAUCCUGCUUAGAUGGGUCUUCCCUUGCCAUGAGUCAAUUCGGGCUCAUAGUGACCCAACAGGACAGAGUAGAACUGCCCCAUAGGGUUUCCAAGGCUGUAAUCUUUCCAGAAGCAGGCUGCCACAUCUUUCUCCCAUGAAGCAGCUAGUGUGUUCAAACCACCAGCGUUUCAGUUAGCAGCGAGCACUUAACCACUGUGCCACAAGGGCUCCUUCAGAUGGGUUUCAGGGCUAUAGAAUCCUUGGGUUUUGUGCUGGGAUAAAUUUGAGAGGCUCAUUUGGGGCUGAGGGGUGGGAGUCAGAUCCUUCUCCUUUGUGCCAAAUAAAAGAUUAACCAAAA
This is a messenger RNA of Loxodonta africana (African savanna elephant), 2887 nucleotides long. RefSeq names its product FKBP prolyl isomerase 10 (gene FKBP10). Gene Ontology annotation, molecular function: peptidyl-prolyl cis-trans isomerase activity; calcium ion binding. The transcript is spliced from 10 exons. Gene Ontology annotation, cellular component: endoplasmic reticulum. The record is from RefSeq and is a predicted model, not a curated record. NCBI's taxonomy places the organism in Eukaryota, Metazoa, Chordata, Mammalia, Proboscidea, Elephantidae. The coding region runs from base 68 to 1816 and encodes 582 amino acids.